Messenger RNA from Ostrinia nubilalis (European corn borer), 5066 nucleotides. It is a transcript of the gene Ric, whose product is annotated as GTP-binding protein Rit2. The transcript has 5 exons. Gene Ontology annotation, molecular function: GDP binding; GTP binding; GTPase activity. The record is from RefSeq and is a predicted model, not a curated record. Gene Ontology annotation, biological process: Ras protein signal transduction. Bases 239 to 901 code for a protein of 220 amino acids. Gene Ontology annotation, cellular component: plasma membrane. Lineage: Eukaryota; Metazoa; Arthropoda; Insecta; Lepidoptera; Crambidae.
UCAAAAUGUCAAUCGCCUUCAAUCAGCUGUCGAUUUUUUAUUGAAGACAGAUAAUUUAUUUGUUGUUGAAUUUUAACAGAAUGUGUGGAUAAAUGUGUGUUGUAAUUUGUGAAACGUGUUUUGUAAAUCAGCCACGGUGGUGUUAGUAGUGUGCGGCGGGCGAUGGCGGUGGGCUGGGAGUGAGGGUGGGCGCGGGCGAGGCUCGCAGUUGGAGCCCCAGGGUCAGGCAUGCAGCGGCAUGGCGGGCGAGGCUGCGGGCACGUCGCGCGGCCUCCGCGUCUACAAGAUUGUGGUUCUCGGCGACGGGGGAGUCGGCAAGUCCGCGGUCACGCUGCAAUUCGUCAGUCACAGUUUCUUGGAUUACCAUGACCCUACUAUAGAGGAUUCGUAUCAGCAGCAAGCCGUAAUUGACGGAGAACCUGCUUUAUUGGAUAUAUUGGACACAGCAGGACAGGUGGAGUUCACAGCCAUGAGAGAACAAUACAUGAGGUGUGGCGAAGGCUUCGUCCUUUGCUAUUCAGUGACGGACCGGCGGUCGUUCCGGGCUGCGGCGGAGUAUAGGAGGCUGCUGGCCCAAGCGCGGCCGUCGGAGAGGCUCCCGUUAGUUCUCGUUGGAAACAAGCUGGAUCUGGCCCCACGGUUCAGACAAGUGAGCACAGAAGAAGGCAAAGCCCUGGCAACGCAACUGGGCUGCCCGUUCUUCGAGACGUCGGCGGCGCUGCGCCACUUCGUCGACGACGCCUUCCACGCGCUUGUGCGUGAGAUACGCCGCCUCGAGAGGCAGAGACAGUCGUCGAUAAUGGGCACGGGCAUCUCGACUGGCGGCGGGCGGCGGCGCUGGCGGCGCCUGCGCAGCAUCUUCGCCCUGGUGUUCCGGCGCCGGCGCCGCCCGGAGCCCUAGCGCGAGGCGGCGCCGGCGCCCUGGGCCACGGCGCCGGAGCCCAAGCUGUCCCUCAUCUGCCACAGGAACCCGGAACCUUGAGCCACCACGAAGGCGACUCGAUUUGUAAGUGAGAUUUCAUUUUUAGUACAAAGGAUUAAGGACAGUGCGACGAUGCUUCGGAUUCGGAAAUAUGGAGAACUUUAGUCGCUGAUGGAUCUAAACAGGCGCUGCGAUUCGAUGCCGUUUAAUUUUAAAUGUUCGACAGAUUCCGAUAUAUUUUGAGAUGUAAUAUCUUGACGUGAAAGCCAAAAUAUGUGUUCCUAACAUGUACUAGUGAGAUUUCGAUACGUUCGGUCGGGUGCUCGUACAAGAUCGUCCUUAUGUCCUUCCCCUGUCUACCUCACGUUGAUGUUUUUAAUUGUCUAUUUACUUGAAUUUGUGUCCAUGUUUUUCCAAAUGUGUUCGUAUUAUUGAGAUGUGGAUUUCGUAUUGUGCUAGGUGAGAAUAAUAGUACUAUGAUGUAAGAUUUGCAAGUGGAGACAUGCAGUCAAGUUGUGACAAACAACUUUGUAGUCCCAUGCUAUAGUCUGGUCCGUGAGCACGUAGAAUUUUGUCCAAUGACCAUACAACCCUAUAGACCAACAUAUAAUUAUGUUGCUAUCGCGCUCGCACACUCACUGCGGGCGCCCGUCGCACAGUCGCGACAGCAAUAUAAUUACGCGCGAGCGAUAAGGAUGGGUAGCUAGGGGUCAUUGGACAAAAUUCUACGUGCUCACGGACCGGGCAUUAUACGCGUGUCUUAGAUUUGGUAUCCUGAUUUAGGAAAGCGCGUGGUACUGAGGACUGAGUAAGCCCUGCCUAAACUUGCAAAAUAAGUUAACCUCGCUUUUUUCGUGCAUUUAACAACCACCUUAUUAUUUUAAUAUUGAACCUUGGUCCUCUACGUCUUAGUAUACCCCCUUAAAUAAGUAUUUGUUACUAGUUUAGCUUAGUAUUUCAUCUUUAAACCUGUUAGUUAGCUAGUCUGUAUCGUUUAUGAAACUGGUUUUUGUUUAUGCCAAGAUUUUAUGAUACUGUUAUGAUCCAUGUUAAAUUAUUUUAUUGAUUAGUUCAUAAUUUUAAUGUUUAUUAAUUGAAUUGAUCCAAUUUUAUGUACUUAAAAUCCUGAACUGAUAUUUCAUACAGAGAUGUAUUUAUUAUUAAAAUAAUUUAAUUAUACACCCAAUCUCUGUGGAGAGUUUAUGACAACCAUCUCUUCACAGGGCCAAAUUGUGCAGAAUUUUAUUGUAUUGAUUAUACAGAUAAAUGAUGAUUAUACAUUAUAUUAUUAUUGUGAUGCCACACGUUGUGAGAUAUCCGUUACUAUAUUUUUUAUGUAAUUUUACUGGAGUACACGAUGUAGUUACAGGAUGUGUUUACGCUAGAGUGCAGGCCUCGAGCGGCUUGAAGCUUGUGUCUUCCGCGACAUGGAACCCGUAAAAGCAAUAAAUAACUAUAGAGAUGUUUAAAACGAAUUACGCUAUAUGUUGAGCCAUUGAUUAUUGUUUAAUUUAGAGUUUAAAUGUUUAGCAUAUUAUACACAGUCUAGAUUAUAUAGUAUUAUAGUGUCAUGUAUCCGUUCGUUGGAUCACGUAUAGAGGACCUUGUAGAGAUUCCAUGUAGGUGUAUAAUAAAGCCAUACAUUCGCGAUUCGUUAACCAAAGUGUAAUUCCAAUAAGUUAUCGUUGCGUUCGAGUUUGGUGUUUAUUUGUAACGGCGUUAUUAACCUUGAAGUACAAUUAAGUAAUGUAAGUGAGAUAUAUCGAGCUCCUCGUUUAAUCUGUGUGACAGAUACAGCAAUAAGUAUAUAGAGUAAAGAAGUAUAUUUAUAUGGAAGUGUAUUAAUCGGUGUAUGUAUUGGUACCUUAGUGUCGUGGGGUGAGGUGUGACGUGUAUAAUGUUAGGUCGAUACGCACAAAUUUUUAAUGUAGAGUACGAGUGGUCGUUCGUUUACUGAUUGCGGGCGAGUGUCUCCUCUUGUUCGUGGACAUACAUUCCAUAAACACGUCGCGAUUAAGACCCGUAUUAUGAAAUGAGUCUCUAAUAAGUAUAAGGCUACAUUCAGAAAAUAUUCAAUUCUGUAAUUGGUCUUGAUAUUGAAAUUUGAGCAAACUAAAUUUUUCAGUUCCUGGCGUUUGCGCCAAUUUCAGCAAAAAUACUGAAGGGAUUUGUCAAAGUACCAUUCGUGACUAUUUUAAUUUCGAAAUCGCUUCACAGAGCGAAGUAACUAGAACUAGGUACAUACAAAAAUGCUGGAGCGAAGCGAUUUCGGAAUUACAAUUUCCAUGUUUGUAACUUUGUCUAGAGGGCAUCCAUGAAUUUUUGGGACACCGCGACAUUUUGCAAUAGAGAUGAGACACUUCCCCGCGACAUUAUUACAGCAGCUGGGCGUAUGUCAACAGCAGUCGCCCAGCGCAUGAGUCAGUGUCAAACUAGGGUAUUUGAUCCUUUUGAAGUAUUUUUAAGGAACCUGAGCUUUGCCGCGUGGCGUUUAACGCCUACAUCAUACCUAACAACAGUCAAUAAUAUAAUUUGGACCUUAUUGAUAACUGCAUUAAGUACUAAAAGAUUUGCAUUUUGAGCAAUAGAGACUUUUAUAUCCGUCAUUUAAUUAUAGAUUUCAACACAUGAAACUGUAUUUCUGACGGUCAGAUAUAAAAGUGUCCAUAAUACUGCGUGAUUGUAAUAGAUUUGACUAAUUUACUAAAACAAACGUGUCACCAAUAGGUUCUAAAAUCUAGUCAUUAUUUCGUAUAGAUUAGUAGAUGUUUGUCUUAAUAUUAACCUGAUGUGGGUCCGACUAGAAGAGCGAAACGAUAAAUAUCUUAGCAUUCUCUCUCAUAGUUACUAUUUUUACUUAGGGUCUAAUUCAUCUUGUAAGUAGGAUACCGAAAAAUGUGUUUUAUAAAUAUUGGCGCUUAAGUCGUAGGUACUUCUUUUUUUGUAAAAAAUCUUAGUAAUAUUUAUUGCACAUAAUAUUCCCGUUAACCCCUCCAGCUAAGCUAAAUACAUGCUUGUGUUAGGAGUGGGAUCACCACAAUAGUCCAGCGGACAGCGGACUUCUCGAAUCGGCAGUCUGACACUGACACCUUUGGGCUUUUGACACCAUAAUUCUUCCUACUGUAUUGUAAUCACUCAAUUAUUAUUUUUUCUAAAAUUUUUAGUUUUUUUGUUAAUUUCCAAAAUCACUGUUUCUAUAUUUUGUGCGUCAUUUAAUAUUUAUUUGUUAACACGUGCUUAGCGUCCAUUUUAUAAAACAUACUAUCUAGUGGCCAUCGUAUUAACUACCGUAUUUAUUAGUGUUGUAAGAUUGACAAUAAGUUUAUCACGAUGUAAGUUUACAUUUCCCGUUAUCGUUUCGUUUUUGCUAGUGAUGUCGAAGCGUUAUAGCGAUAACAUUGUGUGUACCUAGUAUUAGUGUUAUUCGGAACCAAUCCUCGUUGUUUAUUAGGAAUGAGUUGAUAUGAGUUCUGUGACCAAGUUAUAGAUAAAAGGCCUAAGUUGCAUAGUGAGACGGCUGAGAGAUGGUACGGGCACCUCGUGUCUUCUCUUUCAUGUUCAUAUAGAUGAAAAAGGAGCAGUGUCAGUAGAUAAGGUACCGUUAGCAUCUUAGCCCGCGUAGCGUUUAGUAGACUAGUUGGAGAUAGAUUGUUGUUCAUUUGUAUUACAUUAGAGUAUUUAGGCUUUGUAUUAACAAAUGUUUUAACGAUCUUAACGGAUGGAACUUAUUUUCAAAGUAAUAUAUUCCAAGUAAAGUUUAGCGCACUUAUUAGGUACCUAGUUGUUCAGAGCCCGUAGUCGGUACAUAUUCGAAAUUGACGCUUACGAAAUGUAUUUAUAAUAAUACUUUAAUGUUUAUAUUCCAUAGAAUAGGGGUUAAUAAGAAGAUAUUACCCUACGUAGGCGAUUUGAACAAUAAAUACAUUUUAAAACAAUAUAGAGCGUUUUUAUGUACAAAAUUUUAUUGAAGAUUGUUGUAAAUUUUUGCGUUUGGUCAAUAUAUUUAUAAACAUAUACCUGUUUUGUUAUGUGUAAUAAUUUAUAACACCAAAUCGUACCUUUUCAUAUUUGUAAUAACUAUAUUUUAUGCAGAAAAUGUAAGCAGUGUGUAGAGAUUUUGUUGAAUAAAUGUCAUGUUUCGGAA